UUCAAGCACACCAGUCGACCACGAGCCGAGCCGAUCCGAUUCAGCACUUGCAGAAUCCCUGCACACAGCGCUUCCAGGUGCACACGUUCGAUGGAGGAUUACACAUACGCCUACAUCUCCGAGCCCGUGGAGUUCCGCCAGCUGGAGGGCAAUGCGAUUGACUUCCGCAAGACAUUCGAUCUGCGGGGCCAGGGCACCGACGAAAUGCUCCAGUUGUAUCUGCGCAAGGCCAAUUUGUCCGAUGAUCUCGAACGUCUGCCGGCUAUUGUGCGGCGCGCCUAUGUCUAUGACAUAAUUAGAAGCAAUAAGGAACCCGGUUACUGGGUGCCACCGUCUAUGCAAGUGAGCAGCGACGUCUUUGCACAUCCACCGUCAGCAGUUCGUCCACCGCCUCAUUACGCCGACAACGUGAGCAUCAACGCCAGUCUAGACGGCAUGAAGAGCUCCUCCUCCUCGAACAGCCUGGACAGGUAUGUGGGCGCUCCGCCCUCGGUGGCCUUGGCGGGUCCCAGCUUCGCCACCAGCGUCUUGGUCAGCAGCAAGGGCUCCAAGUACGAGAUCAGCGGACCAGUCAACUUCCAGCACGUUUCCGGUGAUGUGACGCGGGAUCGCACGCGAAACGCCUUCGACCUGAAUGCCGAUCCCAACGACAAGGUGCUGAGGAAGUACAUGAUGGAGCGUGGCAUUACGGAGGCGGACAUCAGUGACAUGCGGCGCCAAGAAGUGAUUAAGAAAAUCAUUCACUCCAAUUUUACUUGGAUGCCACCAAAAAGUGAUCUUCAGGCGCAGCCAAAGGUUCAAGAUCAUGCCAGGCCGCUGCUCUAUGCCACCAUUUCCACCAAUAACCAGAUUACUCCUCCGCCGUCUCCACCACCACCUCCAAUAGCCACUGCUUCGAGGCCAACGGAGGCACCAAACUUCUCCAACUACGCCUUGCUUACUUCACGGUUUGUGGAUAUCUCCGAUAUGGACUUACCUGCGCCUACGCCGGCUGCACCAGCUCCUUUUCAACUGGCAGAGGUCGGAAGUGUGAUACCCGUCCAAGUGCAGCCUCAGCAGAGUGUGAAACCUAAGGUUCCUCCACCUCCGUCGGCGGUAAUGGCGAAGAACACACAUGGUUAUCCAGCGGCCAUUGACAUUCGUAAGGUGAGGCCCUCUGUGGCGCCAAAGGUUGCGAAUGAGACGUAUGCCACCAUAUCACCGCAACGGAAAGUUGGCUCAAUGCGCGUUCCACCGCCGGCGCCUCCAAAGCCAACAAUAGUGCCUCAUACAAACUCGACGCAUUCCAACGGAUCGCUGUAUGCUGUGUCCCCGGUGCAGUACGCUCCUGUUGCCAAGCCGGCGCCACCAGCUCCUCCUGCCAAGCCGACUUCUAGAUCUUCGGCUGUCUAUAUGACUCCACAAUCAGCGCAGAAAACAAAGAUUACUAGUACUCCGGUGCCAGUUCCACCACCGCCGCCGCCAGCGGCAUCCGUAGGUGUUCCACCACCGCCUCCACCGCAGCCUCCAGCGGCACCAGCAGGUAUUCCACCACCGCCGCCACCAAUGCCAGUCUUAGGCGCGGGAGGCGUUCCUCCUCCACCACCGCCUCCACCAAGUGGCAUGGCCGGCGUUCCCCAACCGCCUCCUAUGCAGAAAUCACAGCCCAAUGCUGUUUCAGCUGCCUCCACAGGCGGAGACCCAAGGGAUGCGUUCUUGGAGAGCAUUCGACAAGGCGUAACGCUAAAGAAAGUGGAUCAGAAGGCGGCCACUAUAAGUGGCAUCAAACCGCGUCCAGAACGUAAGCCGGUGACCACCGACUUCCUAAGUGAACUGAAGCUGGGAAUAACACUGAGACGGGUCAAGAAUCCGGCGGAUAAUCCGUAUUCCGAGGAAUCGGAAUCGCAGGCGUAACGAUUUGGCGGUUAAACUUUCAACUGCGCCGCACUUUACCACACUGAACCAAGCGGCAGGGCUGCCAGACUGAGAAAAACCGCUUUAAUUUUAAUUUUCGCAAAUGUAUUUAUAAUUUUAAUAUUAAUCACCAUGACAAAUGACCAUUAGCGUUUGUAAAUAAAAUUGUUAUCGCCAGA
Messenger RNA from Drosophila sechellia, 2072 nucleotides. It is a transcript of the gene Whamy, whose product is annotated as WHAMM and JMY related. The transcript has 5 exons. The coding region runs from base 91 to 1893 and encodes 600 amino acids. Lineage: Eukaryota; Metazoa; Arthropoda; Insecta; Diptera; Drosophilidae. Gene Ontology annotation, molecular function: actin binding. Gene Ontology annotation, biological process: actin filament polymerization. Gene Ontology annotation, cellular component: actin filament. The record is from RefSeq and is a predicted model, not a curated record.